Messenger RNA from Closterium sp. Naga37s-1, 972 nucleotides. NCBI's taxonomy places the organism in Eukaryota, Viridiplantae, Streptophyta, Zygnematophyceae, Desmidiales, Closteriaceae. The record is from the annotation of a GenBank genome assembly.
AUGGCCUCGUGGCUGAUGCGGCUGAAAUACGUGACUCAGAAGUGCUCCCUCUACAGCUUCGUGAUCGUGCGCGUGAGUGCUGGUAUGAAAGCUGGCUUCGUGCUCGUGCGAGUGAGUGCUGCAGUGAGUGCUGCAGUGAGUGCUGCAGUGAGUGCUGCAGUGAGAGGUGGUGUGAGAGGUGGUGUGAGAGGUGGUGUGAGAGGUGGUGUGAGAGGUGGUGUGAGAGGUGGUGUGAGAGGUGGUGUGAGAGGUGGUGUGAGAGGUGGUGUGAGAGGUGGUGUGAGAGGUGGUGUGAGAGGUGGUGUGAGAGGUGGUGUGAGUGCUGCAACCCACAUGGAGCAGCAUCAAGGGGAGCUCCCUCCCAUCACCAAGCUUGUGAGGACUCUCAACAGGAUUGUGCAGCACGAGGCAUCAACUCACAUCGUACUGACCGCCGCCCUCUUGCCCCCACUUCCCAUGCCUGAUUCCCUUGCAGACCCAUAUGAAGCAGCAUCCAGGAGAGCUCCCCCCCAUUGGCAAGCUAGUGAGGACUUUGAACAAGAUCGUGCAGCACGAGAAAUCGUAUAUGACAUAUCUGCAGCCUUCUUUGUUACGAGACGAAUCCAUGAAGCCGACUAUAAGGGGGAUGAAGGACGAGUGGGUGCUCUACCGGUUUCUGUUGCUGCCCACUUGGGAUACCGUUUCCGUUGGAGACAUUGUGCCACCAACUCGUUAGUUGCGUUGCACCAGUGCUGCUGUUCCUGCAUGGGUGAUGAGUUCACAUGUUGCACUGCAUAUGCUGCUGUCGCUGCCAAGGCAGGUGGUGCUUGCACGUGCUCUGCAAAAGCAAGCGAUGCUUUGCAGGCCGCCUUGGCCCGAGCGUGGCGGGAGCCUGUGCAAACUCCGUGCUUGCCUUUAUUUCUGCCGUUUCUCUUGCUUAAAGCUCCUCCCCCUUCUCUCUGUCUGUAUCUCCUCUCUCCCAGGCGGCUGUAA